Messenger RNA from Gavia stellata (red-throated loon), 2707 nucleotides. It is a transcript of the gene NR3C1, whose product is annotated as nuclear receptor subfamily 3 group C member 1. Gene Ontology annotation, biological process: nuclear receptor-mediated glucocorticoid signaling pathway; regulation of DNA-templated transcription. NCBI's taxonomy places the organism in Eukaryota, Metazoa, Chordata, Aves, Gaviiformes, Gaviidae. Gene Ontology annotation, molecular function: nuclear glucocorticoid receptor activity; zinc ion binding; DNA-binding transcription factor activity. The transcript has 8 exons. Gene Ontology annotation, cellular component: nucleus. Bases 9 to 2339 code for a protein of 776 amino acids. The record is from RefSeq and is a predicted model, not a curated record.
UUAAAGUAAUGGAUUCCAAAGAAUUGCUUAACUCGUCGGGUCAAGACGAAGCAAGGAAAAAUGCGCUCAUCAGUACCAAAGGAGGGACCGUGAUGGACUUUCAUCCACCCUUCAGGGGUGGAGCUACUGUACAAGCCCCUGUGUCUACAUCUCCUCUCCCCGCGUCUUCUCAGUCAGAUUCCAAACAGCAAGCUGCUUUGGCUGACUUUUCAAAAGGAUUAGUAAACAAUGUGCCUCAGCCAGACCUUUCCAAGGCAGUAUCGCUCUCGAUGGGACUGUACAUGGGUGACACAGACACAAAAGUGAUGGGAAACGACCUUGGAUUUUCGCAGCAGGGCCAAAUCGGCAUCUCUUCUGGAGAAACGGACUUCAGGCUCCUGGAAGAAAGUAUUGCGAGCUUGAACAAGUCCUCGAGCCUGGCCGAGGACACAAAGGGAGCAAUAUCUUCUGAGGUGCCGCUUGAGCCGGAUUUCCCAGGCAUGGCUGGCCGCACUGUCCCUUCAGAGUCAGGAACUGCAGUCCAAAGCCAGGUUGGGUCGAAUGGUGGCAACUUGAAGUUAUUCUCUGAAGACCAAAGCACCCUGGAUAUUCUCCAGGAUCUAGAAUUGCCGUCGGUAUCGCCUGGCAAAGAGCCCAAUGGGAGCCCGUGGAGGCUUGACCCGUUGCUAGAUGACGGUGGCUUGCUGUCCCCUAUAUCCGCAGACGAUGCGUUUCUUCUGGAAGGAAAUCUCAGCGAAGACUGCAAGCCUCCUAUUUUAUCUGACACUAAACCUAAAAUUAAUGAUCGUGGUGACCUUUUACCCAGUUCCAAAAUGCCGAUGCCUCAAGUGAAGACAGAAAAGGAAGACUUCAUUGAACUCUGUACUCCUGGCAUAAAGCAAGAAAACAUGGGCCCAAUUUAUUGUCAGGCAAACUUCUCGGGGUCUAAUCUGCUGGGUACUAAAGUCUCUGCCAUAUCUAUCCAUGGUUUCAGUACCUCUGAGGGACAAAUGUAUCACUAUGAUUUAAAUACUGCAUCGCUCUCACAGCAGCAGGAUCAGAAACCAAUUUUUAAUAUCAUUCCAUCUCUUCCUGCCGGUUCAGAAAAUUGGAAUAGGUGCCAGGGAUCAGGCGAUGAGACGUUAGCUCCUUUGGGAACGCUCAACCUUUCUGGCAGACCUGCUUUCUCUAAUGGCUAUUCAAGCCCUGGAAUGAGAUCAGAUGUAAGCUCUUCUCCAUCCACAACCUCAGCAACUACGGGACCACCUCCCAAGCUUUGUCUUGUUUGCUCUGAUGAGGCCUCUGGGUGUCAUUAUGGUGUUCUUACUUGUGGCAGCUGCAAAGUGUUCUUCAAAAGAGCUGUGGAAGGUAAGACAUGGCAGCAUAACUACCUGUGUGCUGGGAGAAACGAUUGCAUUAUUGACAAAAUUCGGAGGAAAAACUGUCCAGCAUGCCGCUACCGGAAAUGUCUUCAAGCUGGCAUGAACCUCGAAGCUCGAAAAACAAAGAAGAAGAUAAAAGGAAUUCAGCAGACUAACGUAACGGGAACGCGGGAUGUUUCUGAAACGCCUGGAAACAAGAGCAUCGUUCCUGCAUCCCUGCCGCAGCUGACCCCAACCCUGGUCUCCUUGCUGGAAGUGAUUGAGCCGGAGGUGCUGUACUCGGGCUACGACAGCACGCUGCCGGACUCGAGCUGGCGGAUACUGUCGACUCUCAACAUGUUGGGAGGACGGCAAGUAGUAGCUGCAGUAAAGUGGGCAAAGGCGAUACCAGGUUUCCGAAAUUUACAUCUGGAUGACCAAAUGACCCUUCUGCAGUACUCAUGGAUGUUCCUAAUGGCUUUUGCUUUAGGAUGGAGAUCGUACAAACAAUCAAAUGGAAAUCUCCUGUGCUUUGCCCCAGAUCUGAUUAUUAACGAGCAGAGAAUGAAUCUACCCUGUAUGUAUGAACAAUGCAAACAUAUGCUUAUGGUUGCCCGAGAGCUAUCACGGCUUCAAGUCUCAUAUGAAGAAUAUCUCUGCAUGAAAACGUUGCUUCUCCUCUCUACAAUUCCUAAGGAAGGCCUGAAGAGUCAAUCUUUGUUUGAAGAAAUCCGUAUGACGUACAUUAAAGAGCUGGGAAAGGCCAUAGUGAAAAGAGAAGGGAACUCAAGCCAGAACUGGCAGCGAUUUUAUCAACUGACGAAACUGUUGGACUCUAUGCAUGAUGUGGUUGAAAAUCUUCUGAGCUUUUGCUUCCAGACAUUUUUGGAUAAAUCCAUGAGUAUUGAGUUCCCAGAAAUGUUGGCAGAAAUCAUCAGCAAUCAGAUACCAAAAUAUUCAAAUGGAAAUAUCAAGAAGCUCUUAUUUCAUCAAAAGUGACUGCCUUAAUACAAAAGGGUUGCCUUAAGAAAACGUCAAAUGAUAGCUUUUUUUUUUGUAAAGAAAAAACCUACCAGACUUGUUAAUUUUGUCCUUGCAGCGGUGUUUCUUUUGUAAUUAUGCACUACAUGUGGUUUACAGAGGGCCAAGAUUUAGGCUGUAGAACCAACGGAUUUCUCACGUUGGGUAAAAAUACUGGGGAGAAAGGAAAGGAAAAGAAAUUUUAUUUGUCAGAAUUUACGUAUCUCCCCUCGCGCAACAUCCAUGGAUGCAUCAAAACCACCGGUGACAAGAUCUGAGGCUGUGUUAUGAACAUUCUGCUAAAUAAUUUCUGCAGUUGGCUGGAGACAAUUUUCUAGGCUUUUUUU